Molecule: messenger RNA, 801 nt
Organism: Elephantulus edwardii (Cape elephant shrew)
Lineage: Eukaryota; Metazoa; Chordata; Mammalia; Macroscelidea; Macroscelididae
Gene: CD82
Product: CD82 molecule
Exons: 8
Coding region: 1-801 (266 amino acids)
Cellular component (GO): membrane
Source: RefSeq, a predicted model, not a curated record
AUGGGAUCAGCCUGUGUCAAAAUCACCAAAUACUUCCUCUUCCUCUUCAACUUGCUCUUCUUUAUCUUGGGAGCAGUGAUCCUGGGCUUCGGGGUGUGGAUCCUGGUCGACAAGAGCAGUUUCAUCUCAGUGCUACAGACCUCAUCCAGCUCGCUCAAGGUGUGGGCUUACGUCUUCAUCAGCGUGGGCACCUUCACCAUGCUCAUGGGCUUCCUGGGCUGUCUCGGGGCUGUCAACGAGGUCCGCUGUCUUCUGGGGCUGUACUUUACCUUCCUCCUCCUGAUCCUCAUCGCCCAGGUGGCUGCUGGGACCUUCUUCUACUUCAAAAUGGGUGAGGUGAAGGAGGAGAUGGGUAACAUCGUCCUCAAGCUCAUCAGGAACUACAGCAACAGCAGCGAGGAGGGCAAUGUACAGCAGACCUGGGACUACGUGCAGGCGCAGGUGGAGUGCUGCGGCUGGGCCAGCUUCCUCAACUGGACGGAGAAUGAGGAGCUCAUGAACCACACCAGCAUCACCUACCCCUGUUCCUGUUACAACAAGCACAACAGCACAGACCUACCCAUGCAGACAGGCUUCUGUGAGGUGUCCGACAACAGCCAGAGUGGCAACAACCCUGAGGAGUGGCCCGUGUACAGGAAGGGCUGCAUGGAGCGGGUGCAGACAUGGCUGCAGGAGAACUUGGGCAUCAUCCUGGGCGUGUGUGGAGGCGUCGCUGUCAUUGAGCUCCUGGGCAUGAUCCUGUCCAUCUCUCUGUGCCGGCACAUCCACUCCGAAGACUACAGCAAGGUCCCCAAGUACUGA